GGUUUUACUUUUGCGCUUCGGAUUCCUUCUUUUUACUAGGAAGAGUUUAGUUGAGCAGGUCUGGGACUCUUGUUUGUUGCAAUUUGUAGUGGACUUCCUAGUGAGGUGCAGUUAUUCGUAAAGGACUCUAAGCAGCUUAUUUGCAUUACAGAAAUGACAGUCACUCUAGUUGUUGUCUGCAGUACAUUGUAUUAGGCUGCUUUAGUACAGAUUGACAUCUCUUGAGUGAGUGUUUGAUACCAGUGGACUUUCAAAUGUGUAAUAGGCCUGGCAGAAUAAGACAUCCUGGCCCACCCUGACAUCCUGGAGUUCACUUCUAUAACUGCUCCCAGUAUGUCACCGGAGACUGAAGGGCAGCACAUUGAUGAAAUUCAAGAGGUACCCAAGGAAAAUGGCUUGAUCAUCCCUACCAGCAGUAGCCAUCAGUACAACAGCAUAAGUCCCCCUGCCUCACCAAGCAAACAUGAUGAUGAUGAGUUCACAACAUACUUCAAUGAAAAAGUUGCCAUACCUGAUACUGGCGCAACUUCUUUCAGCUUCCGAAAGCUAUGGGCCUUUACAGGUCCUGGGUUUCUCAUGAGCAUUGCAUAUCUUGAUCCAGGAAACAUUGAAUCAGAUUUACAGUCUGGAGCGAUAGCAGAAUUUAAGCUGCUAUGGAUUUUGUUGACUGCUACCAUCAUUGGUCUCCUCCUUCAGCGGUUGGCGGCCCGCCUGGGUGUGGUGACAGGGUUACAUCUAGCUGAAGUCUGUCACAGGCAGUAUCCAAAGGUUCCACGCAUUAUUCUGUGGUUGAUGGUUGAAACUGCCAUUAUUGGAUCAGACAUGCAAGAAGUCAUUGGCUCGGCCAUUGCCUUUAACCUUCUCUCUGGCGGAAGGAUUCCUCUUUGGGCUGGAGUACUGAUUACCAUUGCAGAUACCUUUGUGUUUCUGUUUCUGGAUAAAUAUGGACUAAGAAAACUGGAAGCCUUCUUUGGGUUCCUAAUUACCGUAAUGGCUAUUACGUUUGGGUAUGAGUACAUAAAGGUCAAGCCAGACCAGGGCCAGUUGCUGAAGGGAAUGUUCUUUCCAUAUUGUGCAGACUGUGGCCCUCCACAGCUCGAGCAGGCAGUGGGCAUCGUGGGGGCAGUCAUCAUGCCUCACAACAUCUACCUGCAUUCAGCUCUUGUCAAGUCCAGACAAGUGAAUCGAUCGAACAAAAAAGAGGUGAAAGAAGCGAACAUGUACUUCUUCAUUGAGUCAACAAUUGCCCUCUUUAUCUCCUUCCUCAUUAAUGUUUUUGUGGUCGCUGUAUUUGCUGAAGCAUUUUAUAAGAAGAAGAAUCAAGAUAUGGCCAAUACUUGCAACAGUACUGGUAGCCCAUAUGCUCACCUGUUUCCUUACAAUAAUGGUACUCUUGAAGUUGAUCUCUAUACAGGGGGUAUUGCGCUAGGAUGUGCUUUUGGCCCUGCUGCUCUUUAUAUUUGGGCGGUGGGCAUUCUAGCUGCAGGACAGAGUUCAACAAUGACUGGCACUUACUCUGGGCAGUUUGUCAUGGAAGGAUUUCUGGAUCUGAAAUGGUCACGUUUUGCCAGAGUUCUGUUGACCCGUUCCAUUGCCAUCACACCAACACUGUUUGUUGCAGUUUUCCAAGAUGUGACAGAGCUGACUGGCAUGAAUGAUUUCCUGAAUGUGUUACAGAGUUUGCAGCUCCCGUUUGCCUUGAUUCCAAUCUUGACUUUUACCAGCCUUCAUCGUGUGAUGAAUGAUUUUGCUAAUGGACUCGGCUGGAAGAUUGCAGGAGGCAUACUGAUAUUUAUAGUUUGCUGCAUCAACAUGUAUUUCGUUGUGGUCUAUGUCACCAGCCUGGGGCACGUUGCCCUUUAUGUACUUGCUGCUGUCCUUUCUGUAGCAUACUUGAGUUUUGUGGCCUAUCUGACAUGGAUAUGCUUGAUCUCAUUGGGGCUAUCAUUCCUAGACUGCAAUAACAUGUUUUUGAACGAGACUCGGCCUGAAUUCUUCCUUCUCAAUGACGUUGAUGCAGAUGAUUCUGUGACUAAAUGACGAGCAAGCUACUUCACUGGAAGGGAGUGCCCAAGAAUGGCUGAGGUCCAUAUAUGCUGCAGAGAAUAACAAAAAUGCUGAAACAUAUAUGAGUAAACGACCAAGGAAUUGUUGCUGAAGAACUGCAGUGGGGCUUUCAAAUGCAGUAUAUUACACAAGAGAGAGAUAAUUAUUUACUGGAGACCUUCACAGAUCAUUUUCAAGGCUAAAAAUGUCAAUGACAGGCUGUCUGGAUUAAAAAUAUUCUUGCAGUUUUAUCCCAUUUAUGGAUGGUACUGAUCUAUAUUACAAGCUCUGGGCUUGGGCCUUAAAUAUGUUUACAGAUCUGCAAGUAGUUACCAGCAUGCCCUAUGGGUACAAGUGUUUCAAGUUUUGUGGCAUGGGUCACAUGUUAUUAUAAAUAAAGAGAUUCUUAAGUAAGAAAACAAUUAUAA
Messenger RNA from Protopterus annectens (West African lungfish), 2474 nucleotides. RefSeq names its product solute carrier family 11 member 2 (gene SLC11A2). The transcript has 19 exons. Gene Ontology annotation, molecular function: manganese ion transmembrane transporter activity; cadmium ion transmembrane transporter activity; iron ion transmembrane transporter activity. The record is from RefSeq and is a predicted model, not a curated record. Gene Ontology annotation, cellular component: plasma membrane. Lineage: Eukaryota; Metazoa; Chordata; Ceratodontiformes; Protopteridae. Gene Ontology annotation, biological process: metal ion transport. Bases 334 to 2040 code for a protein of 568 amino acids.